Molecule: messenger RNA, 1611 nt
Organism: Clonostachys rhizophaga
Lineage: Eukaryota; Fungi; Ascomycota; Sordariomycetes; Hypocreales; Bionectriaceae
Source: the annotation of a GenBank genome assembly
AUGACCCAGGUCCGAAUGGAUGGCGAGGCGAACUCCCAUGGCGAAGGCAGGGGCCUUUUGGCCGGCGAUGACGACUACGAUGAUCUCGGAACGCACCACGAAGACAAGGCGCCCAACGCCGACGAGCCGCUACCUACCCCGAGAUCAGCCAACCGAGUGCGCUUCGAUUUGACCCCGGAGGUUGUGGGCUACAGCAAUGACUCCAGCGGCAGGCUGUCCAUGUCCUCGGAGCGGGAGCGCUUCAGCAUGGACGACGAUUCCGAGCGGCUGAGCAGCGACUCGCAUCACCGCGUGCCGCUGCUGGGCGAGAUGGAGGCGCCCAGCGUCACGGUUGCGAACUCGCUGCGCGGAGACCCGGACACGGACGAGUUGCAAGACGAGAUGCGGCGCCCCAAAUCCUCCCUGCCGUCGGCCUUCAUGAACAUGGCCAACUCCAUCAUUGGGGCUGGCAUCAUCGGCCAGCCUUACGCCAUGCGCCAGGCCGGUCUGCUUUCCGGCACGCUGCUGCUCAUCGGCCUCUCGGUGCUGAUUGACUGGACCAUCUGCCUGAUCGUCAUCAACAGCAAGCUCAGCGGUACGAGCAACUUCCAGGGCACGGUCGAGUACUGUUUCGGGAAGCCUGGACUCAUCGCCAUCAGUGUCGCCCAGUGGGUCUUCGCCUUUGGCGGCAUGGUGGCUUUUGGCGUCAUUGUUGGCGACACGAUUCCGCAUGUUCUGCUUGCCAUCUGGCCGAACCUGCCGAGCAUCCCAGUGCUUGGUCUGCUGGCGAACCGGAAAGUCGCCAUCACUGUGUUCUGUAUGGGCAUCAGCUUCCCGCUGACCCUCUAUCGGGAUAUUUCCAAGUUGGCGAAAGCGAGCACACUUGCUCUCAUUGGCAUGCUCACCAUUGUCGUGACUGUCCUCGUUCAAGGGAUACUGACACCCAGCUCAGAACGUGGAAAAUUCACUCUCCCUGAUCUGACUAUCAAUGGUGGCAUCUUCCAAGCCAUCGGCGUUAUUUCCUUUGCAUUCGUAUGCCACCAUAACUCACUCCUGAUCUACGGCUCCCUCAAAACCCCUACGAUCGAUAGAUUCUCUCGAGUAACCCACUACUCGGUCGGCAUCUCGACACUCAUGUGCCUCGUAUUAGCACUGUCAGGAUUCCUCGUGUUCGGUGACAAGACGCAAGGAAACGUGUUGAACAAUUUCCCGUCAGACAACACAAUGGUCAACGUUGCGCGACUGUGCUUUGGACUCAACAUGUUGACGACCCUCCCGCUCGAGGCUUUCGUGUGCCGUGAGGUUAUGGAGACAUAUUUCUACCCAAAUGCGCCUUUCAGCCUCACUCGUCAUGUUGUUUUCAGCACUGGUCUCGUGGCAUCCGCCACUUUCUUCAGCUUAUUGACUUGUGACCUUGGAGCUGUGUUUGAAUUAGUUGGCGCAACGAGCGCUGUGGCCAUGGCGUACGUGAUGCCUCCCAUGUGUUAUAUCAAGCUCACUCAGAGGAGCUGGAAGACAUAUUUAUCGUAUGGCGUUCUUGUUUUUGGAAUAGCCGUGAUGGUGAUCAGCAUCAUCCAGGCGGUGCACAAAAUGUUCGAUGGUCACCAUCAUGCGGCAAAGUGCCCAAGCUGA